Penicillium angulare is the source of this 1305-nucleotide messenger RNA. RefSeq lists its product as uncharacterized. Gene Ontology annotation, cellular component: membrane. Gene Ontology annotation, molecular function: phosphotransferase activity, for other substituted phosphate groups. NCBI's taxonomy places the organism in Eukaryota, Fungi, Ascomycota, Eurotiomycetes, Eurotiales, Aspergillaceae. The coding region runs from base 1 to 1305 and encodes 434 amino acids. The transcript is spliced from 6 exons. The record is from RefSeq and is a predicted model, not a curated record. Gene Ontology annotation, biological process: phospholipid biosynthetic process.
AUGGACUUUAUCAAGCGGAUGGUCCAAGAGACCCAAGACUCCCUAUCCGACGAGGCCCUCCUUCCGUUGAAGUCCUACAAAUACUCCAGCGUGGACAAAUCCCCGAUCUCCAAUUACAUUCUCAAGCACUACUGGAAUGCCUUCGUUGAGCUUGUGCCCAUGUGGAUGGCCCCUAAUAUGGUCACUCUACUUGGUUUCAUGUGGAUUGUGGCCAACGUCUUUUUGAUUGUUCUGCUCGUGCCUGAUCUUACGGGGCCGGCUCCCGGGUGGCUUUACUUUAGUUUCGCCCUUGGCAUGUGGAUGUACUCUACUUUGGAUAAUGUGGAUGGAAAACAAGCUCGCAGGACAGGAACCUCGAGCGGGUUGGGUGAACUUUUUGAUCACGGAAUUGAUUCUCUGAACUGUACUCUGGCCAGUCUUUUGGAGACUGCUGCUAUGGGAUUCGGUGCUUCCCAGCUCGGUGCAUACACCGCACUUGUACCUUGCCUGGCGAUGUACUUUUCGACUUGGGAGACUUUCCACACCCACACCCUGUACUUGGGAUACUUCAAUGGACCCACUGAAGGGCUUCUUAUUGCUAUCUCUCUUAUGAUCGCCUCUGGAAUUUGGGGACCCGGAAUCUGGUCUCAGCCUAUCACUGAUCUCAUCAAUAUCCCCCAAAUCUUCGGCGAGAACUCCGUUAAGGAUCUCUGGGUGCCAAUUCUUUCUGUCGGAUUUUUCCUCGGUCAUCUACCAGGGUGUGUGCUGAAUGUGUAUUCCGCCCGGAAGGCGCACGGUCUGCCAUUCACUCCUGUCAUGAAGGAGUGGGUGCCCAUGAUCAUUUUCACCCUAUGCAACAUUGCCUGGCUCUUCUCUCCUUACUCGCAUCUUCUUACUGACAACCACCUGGUUCUCUACUGCUGGGUCAUCGCAUUUGUGUUUGGUCGCAUGACCACCAUGAUCAUCCUGGCUCACUUGUUGCGCCAAGAGUUCCCACUCUGGACCAUUCUGCAAGCUCCUCUCAUCGGUGGUGUUAUCCUCGCCAACUUGCCUCGUGUCGGUCUCCCAAUGGUUGCUGCCUGGGUUGAAAUCUGGUACCUGCGCUUGUACUUGGUUUUCGCCUUUGUGAUUUACAUGCACUGGGCUGUCUUGGUCAUCAACCGUAUCACCACUUUCCUCGGCAUUAACUGCCUUACCAUUCGCAAAGACCGAUCUGCCGCUCGUGAUAGAGUCUACCGCGACUUCGGCGAAGCCGGCUUGCCUUUGAACUCCAUGGGCAAUGCCCAGGCUGAGGAAGAGGAUGAAAAUGACUUCAAGAACCACUAA